CAGUGACAUCCAUGUCACUUAUUGAUUUUGAGUGACAAAAUGGCUUCUUGAAAUAUAUUCAUAAUCUCUUUUCAAGAUCUAUCAAAAAUGUCUUCAAGAGACGUUGAGAGAGAUCGACUAGUACGAAAAAUCACAGAAAAAAGAGCUAAACUAGAAGCUAGAGGUGAUCUCAAUAUCAAAGUUCCAAGAUUGACGCUACCUUCGGAUUUCAAUAUUGAAGAUAGGACAAUAUUUUCUCUGCCACCAGAACUCUUGAAACCAAUCCUUGCAUCCUCACAUUCGAAAUACAAGAGAAAGUUUGCUGUUGAAAAACGAAAAGCUACUGCACAGAAAUGCCAACUGAAAUCUUAUACUGCCCUAAGAAAACAAAGAGAAGAAUUCAGGAAUCGAUUGAUCAAAUUGAUAGUUGGUAAUGAUGAAGAACGUGAAAUUGGAGAUGAUGAGAUACCAUCCUCAGAGGAGAGAGAAAUGUUACGAUAUUACUAUUACGUGAAACAUGGAGUGGAUACUGUGCAUGUAGCACCAUUGGAUCAAAAAGUUCUGAGCAGGGUCCUGGCAUUGGUUCCCCGGAAACUAAUGGUUUGGGAAGAAACACUCAGUGAGUCUAUCAAAGACGUGAAGGAAGAUUUCAUGAUGGCAGUGAAAAAGGCAAUAAUAGACUUCGUUCUGCAAGAUCCCAAUUUUGUUAAACGUCAUGGUGAAACUGAAUCUUCUCAUAAAAAAGAGCUCAGAAAUAUUGGAAAUAGUUUCAGACCCAAUUAUAACUCGGCUAAACUCAAAAUGGAGCGGAGUUUGCACAUUAUUAAUCCUUGUUUGGCAGCAGUGUUGGACUUAUGGUACAAGAACUACAGAAAUUUGCGAUUGAUAAAUAUCAAUGAGAUGAAAACCCACGAAGGUGCCUUUGAAUUGCAAGAGUUCAAAUAUCUCGCCAACAAACAUAUAGAGAGAUGUAAAGAAAUGUUGAUGAUGCACUAUUAUGCCGAUGUGACUGAUAUAUUCUUACAAGGAAACAGAAAGAAGAAGCUACCAGAUGCUAGCAAACCAAAAAAAGUCGAAUCAUUCUAUAAUGCAGUUGCCACCAUCAUGUCUUACCACCUACAAACUCUUUGUUUGAAAUCUCUAUAUGAUUAUGUCAAUUACAUAUUGGAUGUGAAGUAUUCUAACAAAGGCUUCCAGAUAAAACUACAACAAAGAGUCAAUAUAUUGGUUUUCGAACCAUCUUUCAGAAAUUUCAGAGAGGUUUUGAUAACUUUAGUUGAUAAUAUAGUAGAUGCUGUAAUGGAUAUUCCAAGACUGGAGACGAAAUUAUAUCUCGAUUGGAAAGAAGAAGUAUUCUUGAGGCCAACAAUUUUGGAAGAAAUUGUAAUGGGUUAUAAGAUUCAAAUAAGGGAUAUGUUGGAAGAUCAACGAAUAGGCCCAGAAUUGAAAGUUCAAGAUUUCGAUGAGUUUCUGCCUUUGAUGAAUGGAAAAGACGAGGGAUUCAUCAAUAGUUUUCUAGAGCGAGAACAUCCUUUCGAAGAAUACGUUAAAUUAAUCCUAAGAUAUAAAGAUAUCAUGGAUACAAUUCCUUUAUCUACUGAGCAUGUCAUACGUAUGGGAAUGUAUGAUAUGAACAGGGAAGACUUGAUCAAGGCCCUGGAAACAGCUGCAGAUGAUUUCAAAAACGUUUUGAUUUCUCGAUGUACCAAGGAUUAUCAACUAAUUUGUAAGACGUUGGGAGAAGAAUAUCAAGCUAUAUCAGAUAGAGCCUUAACUGUGCCAGAAAGCACAGCGGAUUUGAUGGACCUGAUGAGAUAUGUCGACGAAGUUGAAACGAAAACUCUCAUAUCAAUGGAAGACCGCCUCAGAGAAGUGAUGGGGUACAUACUAUUCUUGGCUGAUCACGCUCUCUUCACACCUGUAGAAAUGAAACAGAACAACAUAGCAUUCCAAUGGUAUUUGCACAUGCCGAAAGUGCUAGAAGAACAUCGACAGAUGGUGGAUUCUAAAAUAGAAGAAUUCCAAGUACAACUAACUGCUAAAAUCAAGAAGUUCAAUGAGGAUUUGGAGUUGUAUGCUAAAAUGGUGGACGAUCUACAGUAUAACGGAGAUGUCGAGGAUUUGCCAAGGUAUCACAAGAAGGCUACCAAACUGGACGAAAGGUUGAUCCAAGCAAUGGAACGGAUAGACGCUUUCAAUGAAGAAGAACAAGCAUAUGGUUUCGAACUGUCCCAAUAUCCCCUCAGAAAACAGAUCCACGAUAAACUGACACCAUACAAGAAACUGUAUGACAACGCUACCGAUUUCUUGAAUAAACAUGAUCUCUGGAUGAAGUCUCAAGUUGGAACGCACGAACCAGAAACGAUAGAAACGGAUGUCGGUACUUGUUUCAGGAAUAUUUACAAGUUGGAAAAAAUAUUCACUGAUAAACCAGCUACUCUGAAAUUGGCUACAACUGUCCGUGAACAAAUAGAAGAAUUCAAAGAACACAUGCCCAUAAUACAAACCUUGGGUAAUCCUGGAAUGAAAGACCGCCACUGGGAGAAAGUAUCAGAAAUUGUAGGAUUCCCAAUAAAAGUAGAUGCUGAUCUCACACUAGAGAAGAUAAUAGACUAUGGGCUCGAUGACUAUAUUGACAAAUUCGAAACUAUUUCUGAGGCAGCCACCAAAGAAAAUAACUUGGAGAAGAAUCUCAACAAGAUGAUAAACGAAUGGCAAGAUAUCGAAUUCUGUGUGUUGGUGUAUAGAGAUACUGGGACGUACAUAUUGUCGGCAGUAGAUGAUAUUCAAGUAUUGCUUGAUGACCACAUUGUGAAAAGCCAGACUAUGAAGAAUUCUCCAUAUAUUAAACCAUUCGAAGUGGCAAUGUUGAACUGGGAGACAAAGUUGCAGCUUCUACAAGAGAUUUUGGAUGAGUGGCUUAAAGUUCAGUCUACUUGGAUGUACCUGGAACCAAUAUUCUCUUCACCAGACAUUCAGCAGCAAAUGCCUGAAGAAGGACGACGUUUCAGUGCUGUUGAUAAAAUUUGGAGAGACUUAAUGAAGACUGUGUACAGUGAUUGUAAAGUAUUGUCAGUAGUUGAGAUAGACAAGAUGGUUGAGAGGUUGAAGAAAUGUAAUAACUUGUUAGAAUUGAUUCAAAGAGGCCUGAACGAUUAUCUGGAGAAGAAGAGAUUGUAUUUCCCACGAUUCUUCUUCUUAUCUAACGAUGAGUUAUUGGAAAUAUUGUCUGAAACUAAAGAUCCAACUAGAGUUCAACCCCACUUGAAGAAAUGUUUCGAAGGAAUAGCUAAACUCACAUUCACAGAAGAUCUGGACGUAACAGAGAUGAAAUCGAGUGAAGGUGAAAUAGUGCCACUAGUCGAUGUCAUUCAAACCGCUUUGGCAAGAGGCCAGGUCGAGAAGUGGUUGGUAGAACUAGAGACAGAUAUGAAGAAAUCGGUGCACAAUAUGGUCGCAGCUUCGAUAGCUGAUUACCCGAAAGUACAAAGAGACCAGUGGGUUUUGAAAUGGCCUGGCCAAUGUGUGCAAGCAGUCGGAUGUACCUUCUGGACUACUGAAGUUACUUUAGCUAUUGGGGAAGGUUUGGAUGGCAUGAAGAAGUAUUUGGAAAAAUCUAUCUAUCAGAUAUCGAAGAUAGUUGAUCUAGUGAGAGGCAAGCUGAAUACUCAAAAUAGGAUAACUCUAGGUGCCUUAGUAGUGCUAGACGUUCAUGCUAGAGAUGUUCUGAUUGGACUGAUCAACGAUGAAGUGAAGAAUGACCAUGAUUUCAAAUGGCUAUGCCAAUUAAGAUAUUACUGGGAGGCAAAUCAAAUGAUAACUUCCAUGAUCAAUUCCACUCUGAAAUAUGGUUAUGAGUAUCUUGGCAACACGUCGAGGUUGGUAGUGACUCCUCUUACUGACAGGUGUUUCAGAACACUCUUUGGAGCAUUACAUCUCCAUUUAGGAGGAGCACCAGAAGGACCAGCAGGUACUGGUAAAACAGAAACAACGAAGGAUUUAGCGAAAGCUGUCGCCAAGCAGUGUGUGGUAUUCAACUGCUCCGAUGGUCUAGAUUAUUUAGCGCUGGGUAAAUUCUUCAAGGGUUUGGCAUCUUGCGGUGCAUGGUCAUGCUUCGACGAAUUCAAUCGCAUCGACUUGGAGGUCCUUUCGGUAGUGGCCCAACAAAUCUUGACUAUCCAGAGAGGCAUCAAUUCUGGAAAUGAGAAACUCCUGUUCGAAGGAUCUGAGUUGAAACUGGAUCCUACCUGCUCCGUUUUCAUAACCAUGAAUCCAGGAUAUGCUGGCCGAUCCGAGCUGCCGGAUAACCUCAAAGCUCUGUUCAGAUCUGUCGCUAUGAUGGUGCCCGACUAUGCGAUGAUAUCGGAAAUCGAAUUGUACGCAUCCGGUUUCUUGACGGCUAAACCUUUGUCAGUCAAGAUCGUCGCGACUUAUAGACUGUGCUCUGAACAGUUGUCGUCACAACAUCACUAUGAUUACGGAAUGAGAGCUGUGAAAUCAGUAUUGAGAGCUGCAGCAGCAUUGAAACUCAGAUAUCCAAACGAGAGAGAGGACAUUUUGGUAUUGAGGUCUAUAAUAGAUGUAAACCUGGCGAAGUUUUUAUUCCACGAUGUCCCACUUUUCAACGGUAUAACAUCGGAUUUGUUUCCUGGUGUAAUCCUGCCAGUACCAGACUAUGUGACCUUAAAUAAGUCCGUGGAGGAGGCAUGCAAGAUCCAUAAUGUACAGUGUACUCCAUUUUUCCUAGAAAAAGUUCAACAGUUGUAUGAGAUGAUAAUAGUCAGGCAUGGUUUGAUGAUAGUGGGAUUGCCAUUCGCAGGAAAAACAACAUGUUAUAGGAUGUUAGCUGAAGCCCUAGCACUAAUCGAGGAAAAGGGUGGUAUGGAUGAGCACAAAGCAAUUUACACAGUCAUGAAUCCGAAAUCAAUAACUUUGGGACAGCUAUAUGGUCAAUUCGAUCCAGUUUCUCACGAAUGGUCAGAUGGCGUUUUGGCAGUGUCUUUUAGACAAUUUGCUAUGUCUACUACUGAAGAUAGAAAAUGGUUGAUAUUUGAUGGUCCUGUAGAUGCUGUUUGGAUAGAGAAUAUGAACACAGUAUUAGAUGACAAUAAGAAGUUAUGUCUGAUGUCUGGCGAGAUUAUACAGCUAGCUAAUACUACCAAUUUGAUUUUUGAACCUAUGGAUUUGGAUGUAGCUUCACCUGCAACGGUAUCUCGAUGUGGAAUGAUUUAUAUGGAACCAGCAUCAUUAGGUUGGGAACCUCUUCUGACGUCUUGGCUCAACACUCUGCCAGCAUUUAUCAAUAAUGACUUCUAUAAAUCGAUGAUAUUCAAUUUAUUCAUCAGAUUCUGUAAACCGCUGAUUUGGCUGAUACGGAAAGGAGGAGUGAGGGAGAUUGCUACAACUUCUGAUCAUAACUUGAUACGAGCUACAACAAAUCUUUUCGAUUGCUUCAUGGAUGAUUUUUAUGAUGAGAAAUACAGAGAACAGGUAUCUGAUCUAGACGUUAGAGCUCAAAUAGAGGGUUCUUUCUUCUUCGCAUGCAUUUGGUCAGUGGGAGGAACAUUGGAUAAUGAUAGCAGAAAUAAAUUCAAUAUACUGUUCAGAGGACUACUAGAAAGAGAAUUUCCGGAUAAGAUUCAUGAGAGUUUGGAAAUUCCAUUCGAAAUCAAUAAACCAGACAAACCGUACAUAUUUACUCUGCCUGUCGGUGAAACUGUUUUUGAUUAUCGCUUCAUCAAAGAGGGAAAAGGUAAAUGGAAAUUAUGGUCAGACGAACUCAUGUCAGCUCCCCCUAUACCCAGAGAUAUUCCUGUAAACCAAAUCAUAGUUGCUACUGUUGAAACUAUCAGAAAUAUUGCGUUGAUGCAAUUGUUGAUCCAACAUCAAAAACCAAUGAUGAUAAUCGGACCUACCGGAACUGGUAAAUCGGUUUACGUAACUGAUUUUCUACUCAAGAGGAAUGAUGCGAACACGUACUUGCCACUGUUCAUAAACUUCUCUGCUCAAACAACUGCGAAUCAAACUCAGGAUAUGAUUUUGGCUAAAUUAGAUAAACGGCGUAAAGGGGUGUUUGGUCCACCAGUAACGAAGAAGUGUGUUAUAUUUGUGGAUGAUGUUAACAUGCCACUGAAGGAAACAUACGGAGCGCAACCCCCCAUAGAGCUGCUGAGACAAUGGUUCGAUCAUGAAAUAUGGUACGACCGCAAAGAAAUAGUGCCUAUGAAACUUAUUGAUAUACAAUUUAUGUGUGCCAUGUGCCCACCUGGGGGAGGUGGUAACACCAUUACACAAAGAUUUUCGAGACACUUCAAUCACCUUUGCAUUGAUGAAUUUCGGGAUAAUGUUUUGGUCAAUAUCUUCAGCAGAAUCAUGCUCUGGCAUCUGGAUACAAGGGGCUUUUCCAAAGACUUCGAUCCGUGCAUCGAGGAAAUCGUUCUCGCCACCCUUGACAUCUACAAAUGGGCACGCUCGAAUUUGCUUCCGACGCCAGCGAAGUCGCACUAUCUCUUCAAUUUGAGAGAUUUCUCCAGAGUAAUACAGGGUGUCCUAUUAUCCGUCCCUGAAGCCAUGGAAGAUAUGAUGGCGAUGAAGAGAUUAUGGAUACAUGAAGUACUUCGAGUCUACUAUGAUCGCUUGGUAGAUGAUAACGAUCGAUCCUCUAUCAUCGAAGCCCUUCGCACUGUCAGCAUGGACAAAAUGGAAGAGGAAUUGGAUGUAAUGUUCGAGAGGUUGAAAAAACCAGGUGUUCCAGUUGGGGAAACAGAACUACGAAAUCUGCUCUAUUGUGAUUUUGCUAAUCCUAAGGCCGAUCAAAGACAUUACAUUGAAGUACAAGAUUUGGAACAUCUUCGGGGCAUCGUAGAGGGAUAUCUUGCUGAAUUCAACAAUAUGACCAAAAAACCGAUGAAUUUGGUACUGUUCAGAUUCGCCAUAGAGCAUCUAUCUAAAAUAUGCAGAAUUUUGAAACAACCUAGAAGCCAUGGCCUUUGCGUUGGAGUGGGUGGAUCGGGAAGGCAAUCUCUAACAAGACUCGCGGCGCAUAUUGCAGAAUACGAGUUGUUUCAAGUUGAAAUCACAAGAUUAUAUGGAAUCAAUGAGUGGCGUGAAGAUGUCAAGGGUAUAUUGAGAAAAGCGAGCGCCACUGAUCAACACGGCGUUUUUCUCUUCUCUGACACUCAAAUAAAAGAAGAGGGCUUUCUAGAGGACGUGAGCAAUCUUAUGAAUUCUGGAGAGGUACCAAACAUGUUUACCAUGGAAGAGAAGAUGGAACUCUGUGAGAAAAUGCGACAGCUGGACAGACAAAGAGACAAAUCACUUCAGACUGACGGUAGUCCAGUGGCACUAUUCAAUUUUUUCAUUCAAGUUGUCAAAGAACAGUUGCAUCUGAUAUUGACGAUGAGCCCGAUUGGAGACAGUUUCCGAAACAGAAUAAGGAAAUUUCCAGCAUUGGUUAACUGUUGUACGAUUGAUUGGUUUCAGACAUGGCCUGAAGACGCUCUAUUGGCUGUAGCAACUAGAUUUUUGGGAGAAAUAGAACUAAUCGACAGGGAACGUGAAGUCUGUAUCGACAUGUGUCAGAUUUUCCAUGUGUCGACUCAAGAAUUAUCUGCAGAGUUCUAUUUGAGAUUGAAUCGUCAUAGUUAUGUCACGCCAACUUCAUACUUGGAGAUGAUUAGUACUUUCAAGACGUUUCUCAGCAAGCGAAGGAAAGAAAUCCUGAAUCUCAAGAAACGGUACGAAGUGGGCCUGGAGAAACUCCAAUCAGCCGGCGCCGAAGUAUCAGUGAUGCAGGCCAGUUUGGCGGCCUUGGAACCACAGCUGGUCAUCGCCACCGCCAAAGUAGAGGAAACGAUGAAAAUCGUGGAGGCGGAGUCUGCGGAGGCGGCGGAGGUGGAGAAGACCGUCCAAGAGGACGAGGCGGUAGCCAACGAGCAAGCCAAAGCGGCGCAAGCCAUCAAGGACGAAUGCGACGCCGAUUUGGCGGAAGCGAUGCCCAUUUUGAACGCCGCUUUGGCUGCGUUGAAUACGCUCACGCAAGCGGAUAUCAGUUUGGUGAAGACCAUGAAGAAUCCGCCGAAGGGAGUGAAAGUCGUUAUGGAAGCCGUUUGUAUUUUGAAAGACGUUAAGCCUCAAAGAAUACCAGCACCCAGUGGUAUCGGACAAGUAGACGACUACUGGGGACCGUCAUUGAAAGUGCUGGGUGACAUGAAAUUCCUUGACAGUCUCAUUAACUUUGAUAAGGACAAUAUUCCACCUCGAAUAAUAGAUAAACUGAAACACCAAAUUCUCACUGAUGAAAGUUUUGAUCCAGAUAAGGUGAAAACUGCUUCUACUGCCGCAGAAGGUCUCUGCAAAUGGGUGAUUGCUAUAUCAAAAUACGAUAAAGUAGCUAGAGUGGUCGCUCCCAAGAAGGCCGCCUUAGCUAUUGCAGAAAAUUCGUUUCAAACUGCUAUGGCUGCACUGGAACUGAAGAGGGGCCUUCUUCGUGAAGCCAGAGAACGUGUUGCCAAAUUAGAAGUCAUACUGGAAGGUGAAACCAAAAAAUUCAACAAACUCACUGAUGAAGUCAACCUUUGUCAGCUCAAGUUGCAGAGGGCAGAAGAAUUGAUCGGUGGCUUGGGAGGAGAAAAAGAAAGAUGGAAGGCGAUAGCGAAAGAGUUGGGGGAGAAAUAUUAUUUACUGACAGGAGAUAUCCUGAUAGCUGCAGGUGUCGUAGCAUACCUUGGACCUUUCACGAUGCAGUUCAGAGCCAAACAAGUUGAUCAAUGGGUGGAAGCCUUGACGGGAUUCGAAAUAGUCUGUAGCAAGGAUUUUCAACUCACCCAAAUCUUAGGGGAACCUGUUGUCAUAAGGCAAUGGAAUAUAUAUGGCUUACCAACUGAUAAUUUCAGUAUCGAUAACGGAAUUAUUAUCUCUAAUGCGAGAAGAUAUCCUUUACUAAUAGACCCUCAAGGACAAGCUAAUAAAUGGAUAAAAAAUAUGGAGAGGUCGAAUAAUCUGGCUAUAAUAAGAUUGAAUCAGGCAGACUAUGUUCGCAUUUUAGAGAAUGCAAUACAGUUUGGUCAGCCCGUACUUCUAGAGAAUAUAGGAGAGGAGCUGGAUCCUAUACUUGAACCAGUUCUCGCCCAACAAAUAUUCAAACAAGGUGGUGCUCUAUGUAUGAAACUUGGCGAUUCUGUGGUUGAAUAUAGCAGUGAUUUCAAGUUGUAUAUCACAACAAAGCUCAGGAAUCCGCAUUAUCUUCCUGAAGUAGCUGUGAAAGUAACAUUGGUUAACUUCAUGAUAACUAGUAUCGGUCUACAAGAUCAGUUGUUGGGCAUUACAGUUGCUAAAGAGAGGCCAGAUUUAGAAGCAGAGAAGAAUGCGUUGAUACUUCAAGGUGCAGAAAAUAAGAGAGCACUGAAGGAAAUCGAGGACAAGAUCUUAGAAGUCUUAAGUACCUCUCAAGGUAACAUUUUGGAGGAUGAAACCGCAGUACAAAUCCUCAGUUCCUCUAAGAUCCUUUCCAAUGAGAUCGCUGCCAAGCAAGCUAUAGCAGAGGUUACGGAGAUACAAAUAGACAAAGCAAGGAUGGAGUAUACACCGAUUGCAAUUCAUUCUACAAUUCUCUUUUUCACUAUCGCUGAUUUGGCUAAUAUUGAUCCAAUGUAUCAAUAUUCACUUGUGUGGUUCAUCAAUCUGUAUAAAGCUGGAAUUGACAAUACUGACAAAGUGGAAGAUGUUGCCUUGAGGUUGAUCGACCUCGAGAAGUAUUUCACCUACUCGCUCUACCUGAAUAUAUGUCGCAGUUUAUUCGAAAAAGAUAAACUGCUGUACUCUCUCCUGUUAUCAAUCAAUUUGAUGAAAAGCCGUGAUGAAAUUGACACGUCAGAAUGGAUGUUUCUGCUGACUGGCGGUGUUGGUCUAGAUAACCCUCACAUCAAUCCCACAGACUGGCUCGUCACGAAAUCCUGGGAUGAACUGUGUCGAUUGAACGAUUUACCAGAUUUCGUAGGUAUCAUACAACAUUUCUCAGCAAACUCCAACAAAUGGAAAGUGGUAUUCGACUCGGGAGAACCACAGGAUUGUCCACUGCCACCGCCUUGGGAUACGAAGCUGAACUUAUUCCAGAAGCUCUUGGUACUGAGAUGUUUGCGAUAUGAUAAAGUCGUUCCUGCAAUCCAAAACUUUGUGUCAGCCAACCUCGGGAAAAUGUACAUCGAACCGCCUCCCUUCGACCUCACCUCCUCUUACGCCGACUCGCACUGUUGCAUCCCGCUCAUCUUCAUCCUGACGCCGGGCGCUGACCCGACCGCCGUGUUGCUCAAGUUUGCCGACGACCAGGGAUUCGGCGCCGCUCGGCUGUUUCCGCUGUCGCUGGGCCAGGGCCAAGGCCCCAUCGCGGUGAAGCUGAUCGACGAAGGCGUGAAGAACGGUACGUGGGUGGUGCUGCAGAACUGCCAUCUGGCGAAGAGUUUCAUGCCGACGUUGGAGAGGAUAUGUGAGAACUUAACACCAGACUCCACACAUCCCGAUUUCCGAUUAUGGCUCACUUCAUAUCCUGCUGAUCAUUUUCCUGUUCUGGUAUUGCAAAAUGGAGUCAAAAUGACCAAUGAACCACCAAAAGGAUUGAAGAACAAUAUUGGCAGGUCUUACUUGAGUGACCCCAUUUGCGACCUAGAGUGGUUCGAAAACUGUAAGCAGCCAAUAGCGUUCAAAAGGCUCCUUUAUGGUUUGUGCUUUUUCCACGCGUCUAUACAAGAAAGAAGAAAGUUUGGACCACUAGGCUGGAACAUUUCCUAUGAGUUCAAUGAAACGGAUCUGAGGAUUAGUGUGAUGCAGUUGCAGAUGUUUUUGAAUGAAUAUGAUGAUAUACAAUACGAGGCUCUUCUUUACUUGACUGGAGAAUGUAAUUACGGUGGUCGAGUAACGGAUGACUGGGACCGAAGGUGUCUUAGUACUAUACUCAAGAAGUUUUAUUGCAGAGAACUUGUAGAAGAACCAUGCCACGCCUUUGAUCCCACAGACACUUACUAUUGCCCAGACAAAACAGAAUACGAGGACUUCAUCAAUUAUACUAAGUCUCUUCCUUUGAUCACCCAUCCGGAAGUGUUCGGGAUGCAUGAGAAUGCCGACAUCAUGAAGGACCAGCAAGAAACUGGAUUGUUGUUCACCAGCACUUUACUCACUCAGGACGCCAUGUCUUCGAGCGGUUCUUCUAAAUCACCAGACGAAGUUGUGAUGGAAGUUGCAGCAGACAUAUUAGGUAAGCUGCCUGACAACUUCGAUCGCGAUGAAGCCAUGGAGAAGUAUCCGGUGUCCUACUCGCAAAGCAUGAACACGGUGCUCGUCCAGGAGAUGAACAGAUUCAAUGUUCUGCUGACUGUGAUCAGGAUCAGUUUGAAGAACGUACAGAAAGCAAUAAAGGGUCAAAUAGUGAUGUCCGUCGAUCUCGAAGAAGUGGUGACAAGUAUGUUGACAGGAAAGAUACCCCAGAUGUGGGCCAAGAAGUCGUAUCCCUCAUUGAAACCUUUAGGCAGUUACGUCAACGAUUUUCUGGCUAGGUUGGCAUUCUUACAGAAAUGGAUGGAUGAAGGUCCACCACCCACAUUCUGGUUAUCAGGAUUUUUCUUCACUCAAGCGUUUCUUACCGGUGCUCAACAGAAUUUUGCCAGGAAAUACACGAUACCUAUCGAUUUACUCGCAUUUGACUAUGAGGUACAGAAGGCCAUGAGUUUUUCAAAACCACCAGCAGAUGGUGUGUACGUUUAUGGAUUAUUUCUGGACGGUGCUCGUUGGAAUCCUGAUAAUAUGGAGUUAGACGAAUCUUUGCCGAAGGUUCUUUUUGAUGUCGUUCCGAUAAUGUGGCUGAAACCCAUAAAACGGACCGAUUUGUUGGAGAAGAAGAGCUAUACGUGUCCAGUGUACAAAACUUCUGAAAGAAGAGGCGUUUUAUCGACCACAGGACACUCAACUAAUUUCGUGAUCGCGAUGAAAUUGCCUUCAUCAAAACCAGAAGCGCACUGGAUCAUGCGAGGUGUUGCCAUGUUGUGUCAGUUGUCCCAAUGAUGUGGAUAUUUAUACACGAUUUGUAUUAUAUUUUCACGUGUGUGUAAUGCAUUUUAUCUCUAGAAUAUAUGUCACAAUUUUCUGACAGCUACUUGUAUAAUAUGUUUUU
Molecule: messenger RNA, 12139 nt
Organism: Phaedon cochleariae (mustard beetle)
Lineage: Eukaryota; Metazoa; Arthropoda; Insecta; Coleoptera; Chrysomelidae
Source: the annotation of a GenBank genome assembly